GAUUUCGGUUUUAAUCCAAAUUAUGGACACCUCUACUUAAAUUUGCCCUAUUUAACUCACACAAACAAUUAAUUCAAAAAAUUUUGGAAAAAAAAAGCAAUAAUAAACACAGGGAGAUACAGCUACAAACGAGCCAAAAAAGAAGAGAGAGAACCCCCCCAAAAAAAAAAAAAAAAAACUCAACCCGCAGCAAUAAAAAACAACCUUUCGAAGGCGGCAACAAUGGCGUCAGGUUCAGUAGUUCCGGCAAACAGAGGAAGAAGAAACCUAACCGACGAUGAAAAGCUACAGUUCGAAGCAACAGAAGGUAUUGAACCUGUUACAAGCUUCGAAAGAAUGGGGAUUAAAGACGACCUUUUACGUGGGAUCUAUGCUUAUGGUUUCGAGAAGCCUUCUGCUAUUCAACAGCGUGCUGUUAUGCCGAUUAUUCAGGGUCGUGAUGUUAUUGCGCAAGCCCAGUCUGGUACUGGGAAAACUUCCAUGAUUUCUCUCGCUGUUUGUCAGAUGGUUGAUACUUCUACUCGAGAGGUCCAAGCAUUAAUUGUGUCGCCUACUCGCGAGCUGGCUUCACAAACAGAAAAAGUUAUAAUGGCCAUCGGUCUCCACAUGAAUAUACAAGCCCAUGCAUGCAUUGGAGGGAAAAGUGUGGGUGAGGAUAUCAGGAAAUUGGAGUAUGGAGUUCAUGUUGUUUCUGGAACCCCAGGUAGAGUGUGUGAUAUGAUCAAGAGGAGAACAUUGAGAACCCGAAAUAUCAAACUCUUAAUUCUUGAUGAGUCUGAUGAGAUGUUGAGCAGAGGUUUUAAAGACCAAAUUUAUGAUGUCUAUCGUUACCUUCCUCCAGAGCUUCAGGUUGUGUUGAUCUCUGCCACCCUCCCCAAUGAAAUUUUGGAGAUCACCAACAAAUUUAUGACAGAUCCUGUUAAAAUCCUUGUGAAACGUGAUGAAUUGACUUUAGAGGGCAUCAAGCAAUUCUUCGUUGCAGUUGAGCAGGAAGAUUGGAAGUUUGAUACCCUUUGUGAUCUUUAUGAUACCCUCACAAUUACUCAAGCUGUUAUCUUUUGCAACACUAAGCGAAAGGUGGAUUGGCUGACUGAGAAGAUGCGUAACAAUAACUUCACUGUUUCAUCAAUGCAUGGUGAUAUGCCCCAGAAAGAGCGAGAUGCUAUUAUGAAAGAAUUUCGUGAUGGUGACACUCGUGUUUUGAUCACGACAGAUGUUUGGGCUCGUGGAAUUGAUGUCCAGCAGGUUUCAUUGGUAAUCAACUAUGAUUUACCUAAUAAUCGUGAACUUUAUAUUCAUCGGAUUGGUCGCUCUGGCCGUUUUGGGCGUAAGGGUGUUGCUAUUAACUUUGUCAAAAAAGAUGAUAUCAAGAUUCUAAGAGACAUUGAGCAAUAUUACAGUACCCAAAUUGACGAAAUGCCGAUGAAUGUUGCUGAUUUGAUAUGAGGUCGACUAGUGCAUGUGUGGGAUGAAAUGCUGAUGACUGUUGCUGAUUUGAUAUGAGGUCGACCUGUGCAUUGAUGUGACUGAUUUCUUAUGCCUGGAAACAGGGUGCGUGUUAAGUGUGGCGAUAAGCUGCUAUGGUGUGGAUUGACCAGUUUUCAGUCGUUUUUCCUGUAAUGGUAGUAAACAUUUUGCUUGCAUGAUUCUUAAACUGUUUUGAUAAUUGAUAUGUUCAAUAUUUAUGCUUGAAAGUUCUAACUGGACUGAGGGUGCGUUUUCUC
Messenger RNA from Chenopodium quinoa (quinoa), 1724 nucleotides. RefSeq names its product eukaryotic initiation factor 4A-3. Bases 223 to 1446 code for a protein of 407 amino acids. The record is from RefSeq and is a predicted model, not a curated record. Lineage: Eukaryota; Viridiplantae; Streptophyta; Magnoliopsida; Caryophyllales; Amaranthaceae. Gene Ontology annotation, molecular function: mRNA binding; RNA helicase activity; ATP binding. Gene Ontology annotation, cellular component: nucleolus; catalytic step 2 spliceosome. The transcript is spliced from 8 exons.